This is a messenger RNA of Lathyrus oleraceus (garden pea), 543 nucleotides long. RefSeq lists its product as uncharacterized. Bases 1 to 543 code for a protein of 180 amino acids. NCBI's taxonomy places the organism in Eukaryota, Viridiplantae, Streptophyta, Magnoliopsida, Fabales, Fabaceae. The record is from RefSeq and is a predicted model, not a curated record. The transcript has a single exon. Gene Ontology annotation, molecular function: enzyme inhibitor activity.
AUGAGAAUGUUGAAACCAUUAGCAUUAUUCUUUCUCAUCUUGUGCACUAUCCACCCAAACCAUGCCCUAGAUGUAAUAGAAGAAACAUGCAACAAGACUUCAUAUCCUACCGAAUGUGUUAAGUUCGUGAAAUCCAAUCCAAAAUACAGUGCAGAAAAUCCGGUUGAGAUAGCAAUAAUCAUGUUUAAUAUAAUGAGAGACAAAGCCAUGUCUACCUCAACCAAAAUCAGUAAACUUCUUGCAGAGGGUAAAGCUCGUCCCGGUACUCCUGAACAUCAAGCACUUCAGCAAUGUGCUAAUUCAUACAAUAAAAUUGCAACAUCUGAUUUUCAAAGAGCCCGUGCAAGUUUACCUAGAGGAGAUGCUAAAGUUGCAUUAGAUGUCGCAACUUAUGUGUUAUGGAAAGUCAGUAAGUGUGAGGUGAGCUUUUAUGGGAGAGCUGGUGGUGACAUACGCACACCCCUCACUGAUGAGAACAAUGAUAUGACAGUUGUAGUAAACAUAGCUGCAGCUAUUGUUGAUUCAUUCGUGUAUACUAUCUAA